AUGGCUACCCAGUCGAAGCAAAAGAAGCUGAAGGGCGGCCGACAGAAGUUGAAGCUCUUUCGCGCCAACGAACCCUUAAAAAGUGUCCUCAUGUGGGGUAUCAAUCAUUCUCUUACUACUCUACAACAUAUGAAACCGCGUGCGGUGCUAUUGAAGGACGAUUUUAAAGCCUAUCUCAAAAUUAAAGUUAAGGGACAUCUGUUUAAUAAAGAGAAUAUGCCAAGUCGGUUUAAAUUCAAAGAGUACUGUCCACUGGCAUUCCAAAACCUGAGAGAGAGGUUUAAUGUGGAUACGAAUGACUACUGGGAGUCAUUCACACGUUACCAACCAUUGUGGGACAGUGUGAGUAGUAAGUCGGGCUCCAAACUACUGGUGACGUACAAUAGGCAUUACGUUCUGAAGAUGAUCAGCUCAGAGGAGGUGGAACAGAUGCAUCACUUCAUUGAGAGCUAUCAUGAGUUUCUGCUUUACAUCGACAUUCGAUUCUCCACCUUUGAUUGA
Messenger RNA from Hydatigera taeniaeformis, 501 nucleotides. Lineage: Eukaryota; Metazoa; Platyhelminthes; Cestoda; Cyclophyllidea; Taeniidae. The record is from the annotation of a GenBank genome assembly.